Rodentolepis nana is the source of this 2688-nucleotide messenger RNA. The record is from the annotation of a GenBank genome assembly. Lineage: Eukaryota; Metazoa; Platyhelminthes; Cestoda; Cyclophyllidea; Hymenolepididae.
AUGUCGUUUUUAAUUUUCAUUCUCUUGCUCUUUUCCUCGAUAAGGGGCUUUCCCGCUAGGCCGUUUCCAAAUGGCAACGAAUCUGACCAUGAUAGGUCGCAAGUGCGGAUCUCAAUGGAUGUCAAUUUGGCGGCUGCAAACAUGAUUGAAAUGAUGCAGCGGUUGUAUCAGACGAGCGGGGUAGCCUUUACUGCGAAUGAUGCUCAAACGGGAAGUCGUUUACUGAAGCAAGAUGGCAUCUUUACAAAGCCUCCAAUGGUGCCGUCAGCAAUGAACAAUAAUGAGGAGAUGAAAUCAUCGAGUAGGCACGAUAAUGGCCACGAGUACAUCAAUCCAGCAGUUAUUGAUCGGAAUACAGUAGAUGUUAUAUUUGAGACAAUGCCAAACAUACCACCAGAAAUAACCAAUGUUCUGUCACAACUGGAUGGUGAUUUUGCAGAAUAUAUUCUAACCAAUGCCAUCAAUCCCAUUGAUAUUAUUAGGGAAAUGAACGAAAAAACACUAAAGCUGGCAAUCAUUUAUGUCCCAGUUUUCUCCAGGCUACUUGCACAAGCGGACGCGGAAACGAUUCAUUCGACUUUCUACAAAAUACCAAGACCUUGCGAAUAUUUAUUAAGUUUGGACGCCGACAUCAUUUACAUUAUUAAAAACCAAUAUACAUGGCUGGAUAUUUGCUUUACAGCAAUAUUCGCAAAAACUAAUCCAAGAGCGAUCUUCACGGACUACCAGCUUGUGUACAUCAAUAAGAAAAUACCCAACUUUAAGGUACUGAUGGACCGCAUACCGGCUGAUAAAUGGAAUGCGAAAAAUAAGAUUGCGGUUGCGGCAGCACAUAUGCUGCUAGUUAUGCCCGAUUACGAUAUUCGCGUGUUGAAUGAGGUUCUUGAUGUCGUAACAAGUACAACAUCGAAUCAAGAGCUAAAGAAGAUGUUGGUGAAAAGAGGUGCUGAAUUGCAGGGUGCUUUCCUACUGAAUCUACUAUUAGAUGGAGCAGAGCAGCGUAUUGAGGAAAUUGUCCCAGAGGAUACAACACCACCAACUGAGGAAAGUGAAGAGUAUGAAGAGUCAAUAGAAGGCACAAUAAAGUUCAUGUUGAGUCCAAAGAAAAGGACUAUUCCUCAAUACGAAUAUUAUGAAUCUGUGAAGAAGAGAAAGCACUGGAAGGAGGCUUUUGCAUCCAUGACUUAUACAGAAAUGGCCUAUGUCAUCACCCGAGUUGGAGACGCCGAUGACUUUAUGUCGCAAAUGCCGAUUAGUGUCAUUGAAAGAUGUGUUAAGAAUUUGCCAAAAGUUGAAGGCGUGAAUGGCUUCGAUGAAUAUAAGACAUUUGACAACAUUAAAUAUCCUAAAACAAUGGAAAAGCUAUAUGGUGCUACCACAACAACGACAUCUACCACAGCAACUUCGACACCGGCAACAACCACAACAUUGACUUCAGCACCAGCCACAUCAACAUCAACAGUACCGGAAGCCACAGAAACAUCGAAUCUGCCUGCAGCCACAACAACAUUGGCACCGGAAACAAAUGCAACAACACUGGCUCUGUCAACGACCUCAGCAACAUCGAAACUGGUAACAAUAACAACCUCGGUUCUGCCAACAACUACAUUAGCAUCAACUCCACCAACCACCACAACAACAUCGACUCCACCAACCACCACAACAACAUCGACUCUACCAACAACAACAACAUCGACUCCGGCAACAACCACAACAGCUUCUUCGACGUCAACCGUUGCAAGUAUUGAGAAGCUAAAGAGUAUAGAAGAAACAAAGAAGUUCUUGCUGAGACCGGAUAUUCAAAGUUGGAGGUUCCAUCAACUCGAUGCAGCAAUUAGCAAGUUGAAGUAUGUUAAGGAGGCUGUUAUGACCAUGACCUAUGAAGAAUUGGCGCGAGUUUUACCCUUGUUCUCCGAUAUGGAUGAUUUUCUAUCAAAGAUGCCCGUUGAUUUCAUUAAAGGCUGUAUAGCCAAUUUGCCAAAAUACGAAAAAUUUGCGCAUUACAGAGAUUUCUCUUAUAUGCGCUUUCCAAAGACACUGGAGAAGGUCUAUUUGGGACCAGUGAACACGAUCGAAGCAACGAAGAGGUUUAUGCUGCAUGAUAUACUGAAAAAGCUACAUAAUUACCAAUACGAAAGGAGUGUUUUCAAUAAGAAAUAUCAUAAAGAGGCAUUUGCUUCGAUGACAAACGAAGAAAUGGCUUAUGUUGUCGGACGACUUUCUAAUCCUGAUUAUUUUCUUCCAAAGUUGCCUUUUAAUGUCAUAAAACGUUGUGUUGAGAACCUGCCAAAGGUCAAAAAUGUUGAGGGAUUUGAUCCGAGGCAAUUCACCCACAUAAAUUUCCAAAAUACCUUCAGACAUUACAUUUUGGAGAAGACAAAGGAGGAGACUCUCGAAAACACCAAAGAAUUGAUGCUUAGUCCAGUGUUUCGGGGAAUGGAAUAUGAAAAUAUGGUGCGUAAGAGGCUGCAUUGGAAGGAGGCGUUUGCAUCUAUGAAAUGUGAGCAAAUGGCCAUGGUGUUACUCCGCGUCGCAUAUAGGGACCAGUUUCUAUCAGAGAUGCCCAUUGAUGUCAUUAGACGAUUUGUCAGGAAUCUUCCCAAACUUAAUGAAGAUCUUAGAGGAUACUUCCGUUUUAACCACUACUCGUUUCCAAAAACCUUGAGGAAACUCCAAGGAAAAUCAUAG